Lycium barbarum (goji berry) is the source of this 2331-nucleotide messenger RNA. Its product is annotated as extensin-2-like. Bases 1619 to 1993 code for a protein of 124 amino acids. The transcript has 4 exons. The record is from RefSeq and is a predicted model, not a curated record. Lineage: Eukaryota; Viridiplantae; Streptophyta; Magnoliopsida; Solanales; Solanaceae.
AACAAUCUCAGUUUGCAGAUGGCAUCAAGUGAUAAAAAUGACCGACAUCGGAGUAAUAGUUUGCCUGGGAAGAGUACUAUUAAGAGUAAGCGUGGGAAGAAUACUACCAAGAGUCAAGGAAAAUCGACCGUCUCUACAUCGAGGGCAUCUCAUUCUUCUAUUCCACCAUUGCAUCCUCCUUCACAUGGCCCGUCAUCAAAGAGUAAAGACAAAUCAGCUGUAUCUACACCGAGUCCAUCACUUUCUUCCAUUCCACCAGCGCAUCCUCCUUCACAUGGCCCGUCAUCAAAGAGUAAAGAGAAAUCAACUGUAUCUACACCGAGUCCAUCACUUUCUUUCAUUCCACAAGUGCAUCCUCCUUCACAGGGGACGUCAUCAUUUUCACAUUCUUUUUAUGGUACUCUGCCUCCCCUAGGCUAUAGCUUGAUCCCUCCCCCGGGAUAUAGUCCGAUGCCUCCACAGGGCUAUUCCGUGAUUUCACCUACAGCACCUUUCUACAAUAUGCCUCCCCCAGGUUGUUCCUCGAUGCCUCCCUCUUAUAUGAAUCCACCUGGAAUGCAUUCCGCUUACCUCGCUGCCGUGAAACGAUGUCCAUCUCCAGAGACUCCUUCGUCAGAGGCCACUCGAUCAGCCAGUCCACGCCUUUCUAGGCUAAAUGUUGGAUCGAGAAAUUCUGAGGCAUCUCCUAGCCGUUCUUCUACUCCUCUUCAGUUGAUGGUCCAAAUCUUCCAUCACCUGGAAAGUUAGAUCAUCUACGGAGGGUGCGCAUCAUCGCUGAUGGAGAAGGGUUUUAUCCUUCUAGGCCAGCUGCAAAUGCAAUCUCAACAGCAAUACAAAAACUUUAUAGUGGUGCCUUCGCGACGUAGGGUGAAGUGCCGUGUCAUACGCAGCAGACGAUCCUUAAUGAUUUUAUGGUAUGUAUUUGGUAGAGUUGAUAAAGAAAAAUCACAGCAAAAGGGAAAUCUUUCAUGUUUAAACUGUGACCGAGUUUUCCAAACUAGACACUACUUCUAUGUAAACAGAUUGCUUAUUAGAAAAUCUGAACCCAGCAAGUUGCUGAUGAACUUAGCAACAAGUAUUAAGAGUUUGCUGUAGAUUCUAAUGUGUUGUGCUAUCGACAAAGACUAUCGGAUUCGUGUCUGAAUGAGAAUUACACUGAACUUGGGAAAAUAGAAAAUGAACGUAUCAGGUUACUGUGAUUUUCAUAGUGUUAUCUACUCAUCAAAAUCAGAUCAACCUGACAGGAUGAUCUUUAAUACUUAAUUACAGAGAUCAUACAGAUUUCAUCGUCUAAUUUUGUGUUCUUAGUGUAGGCACUUCCGGACAUCUGUUUCUCUGAUGUUUGUUACAUAUUUGUUUGCAGAAAAAGUGUACAUGGAACCCUGUCGAGGAUAAUGUUAUUAGAAGUAAUUUUACAAAGAAGGCGAGUUCUCGGUUGUCAAACAUUUUUUCCGAAGCUCGGAAAAAAGGUCAAAAACCUGGCUGGCUUGGGACAGAUUACUGGGAGGAGCUUAAUCAAUACUGGGCUACGCCGGAGUUUCAAAAGAAGAGCGCCCAGACAAAGGCAGCUCGAAAGUCUGAGAAGGGUGGCUCAUUGCACACUUGUGGUUCAGUGUCCAUGGGGACUGCUAGGAGGAAAUUGCAAGUUACUCUUGGUAGACCACCCAAUCAUCAUGAGGUAUGGAAGAAGACACAUACGAAAAUUGAAGACGGAAAAGAAGUUUGGGUCGAGCCAGGGGCAGAGGAUACCUAUAAUCGGUAUAAUCAAGUGAUGGAGGAGCUCACUAGGAGUCAGUCGACCGAUGAUCAAGGCAAUACAAUCAUGCCAUCGGAGGAACAAAUUAUCUCCUGUUGGUUGGACGUGGUCAGCGGCCUGAAUAAGGGAAGAGAAUACGGCCUUUGCUCCGAGAAGAACUUUCACCGCCUCCAGUGUGGAUUGCAAGGUAUAGGAAGUUCUGCCACUGUGUCAAAUGAGCAGCUUGAGGAGAUGUGACACGAACUUUGGGAACUUGCUAGGAAUUAUGAGGAGGAGCGACGUAGGAUAAAUCUUGAGUCAGAUGUCAAAGAACUCAAGAAUCAGGUGUGUAACGUCAUCAAGUUGCCUCGCUCUCCGCCCCCGAGCCCCGAUCAUGAUGAUGGUGAGGAUGUAGAAGAUGAGGACGAUCAGGAGCAUGGAGAGGCUGAAAUGGAGUAUUAAGUGUCCGUUGUUAUUUUUGUUCUAACUUAUGUUAUUUUGGAUUGUUUGAAGUCUAGUGGGAUGGUAUAUGUUUGGAUAACGUUGACGUUGGUUGGAUUCGUACGUUUUUUGUUGGCUUAAUUUUAAUGUUUGAA